CCGCCGAGCCCUCUACAACGAUUAGGUAGCUGACAAGGUUUUGUGGCCAUGUACGAGUAGCGUGGGAAAAGGAGGGGCCGUUCAGCGCAGUCGAAAGUCUCAACCAAAAUACCUUGAACUUGCGACUGUGCAAGUAUUACUCGCGUUCGAGCGAGGCAAUGCCCGAGUCCGUCACAUCCUCAGUCCUUCCAUUGUUCGAAGAUCGGGACGAAAGACCGUCUCUUGUGUGGUGCCCUUGUGCAACCUCGGUGCAUGAAGUGCCAUGGAAUGUCGUUGUUCUCGUAACCGUCUUGAGCUCACGUUCCGCAACGUCUGGUUUGAAGUUUCGACAGCUGGCUCGACAACCGACAACCUCAACCCCCAACAACGUUGGAGCUGACCCGUUAACAAAGAAAAAUGUACCUAUCGCCAAGUCCAUCGCUUACAACGUCAACAAGCACAUCUGGUUCAGUUUGCAUCAUAAUGUGAGCACGAAUGCCAGCAUACAACACCCCGGUCGAUCUCGAAACGUUCUGCUAUGGUCGAGCUGGAAUAGAGGAUCCGCAACACCCGACGUGCUUUUUUGCGGAUUUGUUCUUCUCCAUGGUUGUGAACAUCCGUCUCGCUGAGACUCUCAAGUAGUCUCAUCUUCCAAUGCAUCCAGAUUUUGUUGUAGGAGCUGACUCCAAGACAUGGUACCACCUGUUGAAGCUGUCGGAUGGUCCACUUCCCCUCUAUGGUCCGUUUCUAGUCAAAGAUGACGAUAAAACCUUUCGCUUUUGCUUCAGCAACAGACUGUCAGUCUCAUCUCGAUGCUUCACUUGAUUCAGGAGCACCCGUGUUUGGAAGCAACGUCUGCAUCAUUGCUAUGUAUCGACACAAGGUCCAGCUCUG
This is a messenger RNA of Aureobasidium subglaciale EXF-2481, 873 nucleotides long. RefSeq lists its product as uncharacterized. The transcript has 2 exons. NCBI's taxonomy places the organism in Eukaryota, Fungi, Ascomycota, Dothideomycetes, Dothideales, Saccotheciaceae. The record is from RefSeq and is a predicted model, not a curated record. Bases 159 to 608 code for a protein of 149 amino acids.